This is a messenger RNA of Hyaloperonospora brassicae, 1488 nucleotides long. The record is from the annotation of a GenBank genome assembly. Lineage: Eukaryota; Oomycota; Peronosporomycetes; Peronosporales; Peronosporaceae.
AUGACCGGAGCGGCGUCUUCCGACGCGGACGAAAGCUCGACGAUGGACUCAAAGUGGGUCCUCGUCGCCCUGUCGGUCGCGGCCGUUGGUCUGCUCACCGUCGGCUGCUGCUAUUGCGUCGAGUACGUGAACUGCGACCUGACGCCAGAGCUGCUGGCGAUCGUCGCCGACAGCGCUCACCGCUCGUCCAGCGCCACGCGGUUCGGCACGCGCUUGUUCUACUACCUGCCCGGCAUCUCGAGCGUGCCGUCCAUGGACGUGUUCGACCAGUUCAGUCGACCACCUGACGCCCGGAAGUCGACCAGUGCUGCGACCACUGCAACGGCCACAGCUUCGCCCGCACUGGGCAUCGACGACGACGACGACGACGACGACGACGGCUUGCAGCUCUCACGCGACCGCCGAGACGAGCUCGAGCUCCACGCGCGCGUACUGGAGCAGUGUCGACUGCCGCCAGAGAGCGUCGAGGGCGGCGAAUUACUGCACGAAGGCAGUUUUGCACUGGCGUUCCGAGCGACGCUGCAACUCGACGGUCAGCCUCGUCGGUCCGUGAUCGUGAGGCGGCUGCUGCCGGAGCUCGUCGACCAGCAAACGUACCGUCGAGCGUUCGUGGCAGAUAUCGCACUGUGUGCUGCACUGGUGCACCCGCGGAUCGUGGCCUUCGUGGGGGUCUUCGGCCCGACUCAGCGCGCGUACGACCUCGACGCGUCCUCGUGCUCGUCCGUUCUCUCGCUGCAGGAAGCGCAGCUGUCGGCCGUGACCGAGUACAUGGCCAACGGCACGUUACGAGCGCUCUUGACGCUGCGGGGCCGCAACUCGCCCGACUUUGGCUGGUUCCAGUCGUCCGUCUCGAUGCUCAAGCCCAAAGCACAGCUCGCGCUCGACAUUGUGGAUGCACUGGUCUACUUGCACUCGCGCCCAGCAGGUCCCACCGCAGCGCUGCACCCGCCAGAGCUCAAGGCCCAACGGGUGCUGCUGUCCGAGCACUGCGACGCGAAGCUGUGCGCGUUCGGCCUUCGGAGAGCUGUGGGUGUCCAGGCCGCGUUUUCACGCAGCGAUUUCUCUGUUGCGUGGCUGGCCCCCGAACUGCUACGGGGCGAGCCCCGAAGUGAACAGGCAGACGUGUACUCGCUCGGUGUGCUGCUCACGGAGCUCGACACGGGCAAACUGCCGUUUGAAGCAGGCGUCGACAUGGACGACGGGAUGGACGAGCAGCGGCAAUUGGCGCUGCUCGUGAGCUCGGGCUCCAUCCGUCCGGCCCUCUCGAUGGACUGUCCGGUCCAGAUCCAGGAACUCGUGCUGCGGUGUCUGAGCUUUUCGCCGCCGCAGCGUCCGCCCGCAGUUGAAGUGCAGCACACGUUACGCAAACUCAUCAACGGCACGAGCGUUUGUACGCUGUCGCAGGCGUCGCUCGUGUCCGACAUGUCGGUGCUCGAUGGCACGUCAGGGCCCAGUGCGACGGCCCUCAGUGCUCUCUUUACGUCGUAA